Messenger RNA from Laetiporus sulphureus 93-53, 1395 nucleotides. RefSeq names its product kynureninase. The record is from RefSeq and is a predicted model, not a curated record. The transcript is spliced from 7 exons. Gene Ontology annotation, cellular component: cytoplasm. Gene Ontology annotation, molecular function: pyridoxal phosphate binding; kynureninase activity. The coding region runs from base 1 to 1395 and encodes 464 amino acids. Gene Ontology annotation, biological process: NAD+ biosynthetic process. Lineage: Eukaryota; Fungi; Basidiomycota; Agaricomycetes; Polyporales; Laetiporaceae.
AUGGCCCCGUCGACGGACGCGCUUGCGAGCACGUUCAAGCUUGCAUCGCACGCCGACCCUCUCGCCGCUUUCCGUGCCGAGUUCGUGAUCCCGACUAACCGUCAGAUGAAGGCGAGGGCGGUCGCGCCGGAGCUCGUGGACGUGCCGUGCACGUACCUCUGCGGGAACUCGCUCGGUGUGCUUCCGCGUCGUGCGCGGCAGCUGGUAGAAGAGGAGCUCGACGUAUGGGCGACGCGAGGAGUGGAGGGCCACUUUGACCACCCGUAUGAUCGCGACUGGGUGCACAUUGCGGAUGGCGCGAUCCCAGCGUUCGCUGAGCUCGUCGGUGCGAAAGAAUUGGAAGUUGCUUGCAUGGGCACGCUCACGGCGAACCUAAAUCUGUUGAUGAACACAUUCUACAGGCCGACAGAGGAGCGGUACAAGAUUCUAUGUGAAGCCAGGGCAUUCCCCUCCGAUCAGUACGCAAUGGCGUCGCAAGUCAUCGCGCACGGCCUUGAUCCUGCCUCUGCGAUCAUUGAGAUCGCUCCUCGGCCAGGCGAACAUACUAUCCGCACUGUGGACAUCCUUGACACUAUCAAGCGGGAAGGCGCAAGCAUUGCGCUCGUACUCUUCAGUGGUAUCCAAUAUUACACGGGCCAACUAUUCGCGAUGCAGAAGAUCACCCGAGCGGCAAAAGAGCAGGGCUGCGUAUGCGGAUGGGACCUCGCUCAUACUAUCGGAAAUGUUCCUCUAUCUUUACACGACUGGGACGUCGAUUUCGCGGCAUGGUGCACAUACAAAUACCUGAAUGCUGGUCCAGGCGCAAUCGCUGGGCUCUUCGUACAUGAGCGAUGGGCGGACGUGCCUAUACGCGCUGCUGGAUGGUGGGGGCACGACGUUUCAACACGUUUCGCAAUGCCGCCCACGUUCGCGCGCAUCCGGGGCGCGCAGGGCUUUCAGCAGUCAAACCCAUCAGUGCUCGCAACUGCAGCGCUGCUUGGCUCGCUGCAAGUAUUCCGGGCGGCAGGUGGCAUGGGUGCGAUCCGGUCGCGGAGCCUCAGGUUGACAGGAUACCUGGAAGCACUCCUUCAGAGAUCGCGGUUUUGGGUGCCCGUAGAGGAGGCUGCCUCAUUUGGUGCUGAGAGUGGUGAGAGCAAGGUGGGCGUGACGAUCAUCACGCCGACAGACCCGGAACAGCGGGGCGCGCAACUUUCGCUUGUAUUUUUGCCUACUGGGCAAGGUGUGAUGCCGCGCGUGUUGGCGGGUUUGUCAGAUAGAGGCGUGGUGGGAGACUCAAGAAAGCCGGAUGUCAUCAGACUGGCGCCGUGCGCGCUGUACAACAGCUGGGAGGAUGUGGAGAGAGCGGUGAAUGUGCUGGAAGAGGUGCUAGGCCUGGUCGAACGAGAGGAGUUGUAA